This is a messenger RNA of Linum trigynum, 1835 nucleotides long. Lineage: Eukaryota; Viridiplantae; Streptophyta; Magnoliopsida; Malpighiales; Linaceae. The record is from the annotation of a GenBank genome assembly.
UUGGUAUUGUUUGUCUGUUAUAUCAUCACCUACAACUACAAAUCAAGUUUGCUCUCAUUCUCAUAUAUCAUAUCCCCUCUCCAUCCUUUUUCCACCCUCCGCCAUUUCUUCCUUCCUUCCAAACUCCGGCCUCCAACGUUUUUAAGAGAGAGAGAGAGAGAAAGAGGAUUAGCCCAUUUUUCCUUAGCCUCCAUCAGUCUUUGGUGAUCUGUUUAUCUCUUCAUAACAGAACCCCCAAUAACAAACAAGCAAACUGAUCACCAUCAUCAUCCAAGCUAUAUAGCUAGGUUUGGAGGGGAUCAUAUAUAAUCAGCUAAUUAAAAACUAGAGAUUGUAAACUCACAAAACCCCUUUCACCCUAGCUAACCCUACCCUAUCUCCAUCUCUACACCUAUAGAUCGAUCCUGCAGAAGCUAGCUUAGCUUAGCUUGUUAAUUAGUCUUCUUGUUCAUCUUCUGUUUCUUGUGGGCAAUAGAUCGAUCGAAGAAAGGAAGAAGAAAAUAUAUAUUAUGUGCAGCAGAGGGCACUGGAGGCCGGCCGAAGACGAGAAACUCAAGGAGCUGGUCCAACGGUACGGCCCUCAUAACUGGAACGCCAUCGCCGAGAAGCUUCAUGGCCGAUCCGGGAAGAGCUGCCGGUUGCGAUGGUACAACCAGCUGGACCCUCGGAUCAACCGCACCCCUUUCACCGAGGAGGAAGAGGAGCGGCUCAUGGCCUCCCACCGCAUCCACGGCAACCGCUGGGCCGUCAUAGCCCGCCUCUUCCCCGGCCGCACCGACAACGCCGUCAAGAACCACUGGCACGUCAUGAUGGCCCGCCGCUGCCGACACCGCUCCAAACCCCACCCUCCGCCGCCAACCACAACAACCUCCGCGGCGGCGGCUCUGCUCAACCACCACCACCAUACUUCCUCUUCCUCCUCCAACCACCAACACCAAACUACUUCUGCCGAUGUCGGCAGUAGCGCGCUCCGGCCUAGUCAUCCCUACUACAACUACAACUUUAACUGCCAGCGGCAGCAGCAGCAGCAGCUGGCAGCAGCUUAUUCCUUUGUCAACAAAUAUUGUUUUCCUUCCACCGCGACUGCUACAAAUAAUAAGACUAGCCGUUUUCAUCCCUACUUCCCCGCUUCGGCCGUGCCCAAUAAAGGAUACUACGCCUACUUGCUUCAUUCCACAGCUCAUCAACAUUAUCCAAACCUUACUCCGCUUAAUUCUCAUCAUCAUCAUCAUCAAGAUGAUGGGGAGAUUGGAAACGAGGAAGAGGAGGCAACAACAGGAGGAGUAGAAUACUACGACUUCUUGCAAGUGCACAGUAAGGCCGACAACUCCAAUAAUACCAAUGGCUGCCAACUUACUAAUAUAGAAGCACACGGUGAUGAGUUAGCAGAAGAAGAUCUGGAGGAGGAAGAGGUAGAUCAAUAUGAUCCAAAUAUGGCGGUGGCUACCACCGAUACUUGCAGCAACACUACUACUAGUGCUACAAGAAGCAGCGAUCAGGUGGAAGAAUGUGCGAGCAAUAAGGUGGCCGAGUUCAUCGAUUUUUUAGCAGUCGGACCACCAAAUUAACAGACCAAAGGUUAUAAUAUAUAUAUUCAGUCCAGUCCAGGCUAGACUACUGACACACGUACGUACACUAGCUUUAGUUGCAGCUCUUUUAAUUAAUUGGUGGAGGAUGAUGAUCGAUCAUGCAUAUAUAGUUAUCUUCUUCCAAACAGAUAAUGUCUUAAUUAGGGUUUUAUAGUUACAGACACAGAAUGCACCAUAUACCACGACAGGAAAUCGAUCGUGGUGGAGAGGGCGCCAAGCAAAUUAAAUUAAAGCGCGCUAACGUAA